CAUUUUGCAUAAAUCUUGCAGCCACACGUAGGCGAGCCGAAGAUUUUUACAAUUUUCAGCAGCCCCAGGUCUCAGAACGCUCUAGACCUGCUAUUAAAAUCAACUUAAAGUGCUGCCGCAAGUAAGUAAAGCGAUCGGAAAUGGCUCGCUACACGCAACGUCCGGAAAACGCCCUCAAAAGGGCCAAUGAGUUCAUCGAGGUGGGAAAGCCGCUAAGGGCGCUGGACACGCUGCAGGAAGUUUUCCGCAACAAGCGAUGGAACUACGCCUACUCGGAGACGGUCAUCGAACCGCUCAUGUUCAAGUACCUGUACCUUUGCGUGGAACUCAAGAAGUCGCACAUCGCCAAGGAGGGACUCUUCCAGUACCGGAACAUGUUCCAGCUGGUGAACGUGAACUCUCUGGAAAAUGUAAUCCGCGGCUAUCUGAAGAUGGCCGAAGAGCACACGGAGGCCGCCCAAGCCCAGUCCUCGGCGGCAGUUGCUGUUUUGGAGCUGGAUGACCUGGACAACAUUGCCACGCCAGAGAGCAUCCUAAUGAGCGCAGUGUGUGGCGAGGACGCUCAGGACCGCUCAGACCGCACUAUCCUGCUCCCGUGGGUCAAGUUUCUGUGGGAGUCCUACUGCCAGUGUCUAGAGCUGCUGCGCGUAAACACCCAUUGCGAGGCGCUGUACCACGAUAUCGCUCGCAUGGCCUUCCAGUUCUGCCUUAAGUACAACCGCAAGAGCGAGUUUCGCCGCUUGUGCGACAAGCUGCGCAAACACUUGGAGGACAUUUGCAAGAGCAGCAACCAGACCACCGGUGUCUCGAUCAACAAGGUGGAAACGCAGCAGCUCUGCUUGGACACCAGGUUGUACCUUCUUGACUCGGCUAUCCAGAUGGAGCUGUGGCAAGAGGCCUACAAGGCAAUCGAGGAUAUCCAUGGCCUGAUGGCUCUGUCCAAGAAGACACCUGUGCCCAAAACCAUGGCCAACUACUACCAAAAAUUAGCCAUGGUUUUCAGCAAGGCCGGCAACCAGUUGUUUCACGCUGCAGCGCUGCUGAAGCUCUUCCAGCUGACGCGCGAGCUGAAGAAGAACCUGACAAAGGACGACCUGCAACGUAUGGCUGCCCACGUUCUCCUGGCCACCCUUUCUAUUCCGUUGCCUUCGGCCCAUCCAGAGUUCGACAGGUUUAUCGAGGCGGACAAAAGCCCCCUGGAAAAGGCCCAGAAGUUGGCCGUGCUUUUGGGCCUGCCCCAGCCGCCUACUCGCGUUUCGCUUAUUCGUGAAGUGGUGCGCUUGAAUGUUCCUCAACUCGUAUCUGAGGACUUUCGCAAUCUAUACAACUGGUUGGAGGUGGAUUUCAACCCACUGAAUCUGUGCAAGCGCAUUCAGUCUAUCGUGGACUUCAUUGAGAACGGGCCCGAAAACGCUUUGCUCACUCCUUACAUUCAAUCGCUGAAGGACGUGACUAUAAUGCGUCUGAUUCGUCAGAUCUCUCAGGUUUAUGAGAGUAUUAAGUUCCAGCGUCUUUUGCAGCUCGCCAGCUUUUGCAACAUUUUUGAAUUGGAAAAACUGCUAGUCGAGUCCGUGCGUCACAAUGACAUGCAGAUUCGUAUCGACCACCAGAAGAACAGUAUCUAUUUCGGCACUGAUCUGACCGAGAGUCAACGCGAGUACCGCCCCGACGGACCCGCUUUGCAAUCGAUGCCCUCGGAACAGAUCCGCUCUCAGUUGGUUAAUAUGUCUACUGUUCUGACACGGGCAGUUUCCAUCGUCUACCCGAACCGUGAACGUGACCAGCGUGCCAAGCUCCGCAACCAGAUGGUAAGCCAAUACCAUGAGAUCAAGGAUCGCGAGCACCAGCGUAUUCUUCAGCGACAGAAGAUCAUCGAGGACAGAAAGGAGUACAUCGAGAAGCAGAAUAAUGCUCGUGAAGAGGAAGAGGCGCGGCGUCAGGAGGAGGAAUCGCGGAAGGCCAAACUGGCCGAACAGAAGCGCCUCGAGCAGGAGCAAGAAGAACGAGAGCGCAAGCGCCAUCAGAACGAAAUCCAAGCUAUCCGGGAGAAGAGUCUCAAGGAGAAGGUUCAGCAAAUCUCGCAGACGGCUCAUGGUAAGAAGAUGCUUUCCAAGCUGGAUGAGGAAGGCAUUAAGAAGUUGGAUGCCGAGCAGAUCGCCAAGCGGGAAAGCGAGGAACUUCAGCGCGAGGCCAAGGAACUGCAGUCAAAACUCAAAUCGCAGGAGAAGAAAAUCGACUACUUCGAACGCGCCAAGCGCCUGGAGGAGAUUCCGCUUUUCGAAAAAUACUUGGCCGAAAAGCAGGUUAAGGACAAGGAGUUCUGGGAAGCAACCGAGAAGACACGCAUCGAGAAUGCCAUUGCCGAACGGAUGGAUGCCGUCGCCCAGCAGGAGCGUCUCAAGCGCAUGUAUCCGGACCGGGAUGAAUUCCUUGAGGCCCUUAAAAAAGAACGUGCCUCCCUCUACGUCGAAAAGCUCAAAAAGUUUGAGGCUGCUCUGGAGGCAGAGCGCAAAAAGCGCUUGGCCGACCGCAUUGUUCGACGCCGCGAGGAGCGUCGACAGGCUUUCCUUCGCGAGAAGGAGGAGGAGCGUCUUCGCAAGGAGGAAGAGAUUCGCUUGGCGCAGGCUGCCGAAGAGCGCGCCGCAGCAGAAGCCCGCCGCUUGGAGCGUGAGGCUGAGGACGAAAAGCGUCGUGCCCAAUACGAAAAGCAGCGUGCCAAGGAGGAGGAAGCUGAGCGCAAAAUCAAGGAAGAUCGAGACCGCCUGUCCAGGGAGUUGGCCUCGGAGCGCGAACGCACUGAAAAGGAGCGUGACACAUGGCGUCCUCGAGGCGGUGACCGUCCAAGCGCAUCUGCCGGCGGAUCCAGCGAGUGGCGUCGUGCUGCACCUGCGGUCAGUGAACGCAACGACCGUGGUGGCGAACGUAUCGAGCGCGGAGGCGACCGUAUGGAGCGCGGAGGCGACCGUAUGGAGCGCGGAGGCGACCGUAUGGAGCGCGGAGGAGAACGUGUUGAUCGCGGAGGAGACCGUGUCGAACGUGGAGGAGAACGGAUCGAGCGUGGUGGAGAACGCAUUGAACGAGGCGGUGACCGCGACCGCAAGGACAACGAGGGAGCGGACUCCUCUUGGCGUGUGCGCCGAGAACCAGAUACACAGCGUGCUGCUGCUCCCAAAGACAGUGGCGCUCCGCAAUCGCGCGAUGACAAGUGGCGGCGUGGCGGAGAACGUGACCGCGAUUUCCGCAAUGAUGGGGCUCGCCGCGACAGGGAUGAUGGGCCUCGCCGUGACCGUGACGAUGGUCCUCGCCGGGAUCGUGACGAUGAGCGCGGUGGAUUCCGUCGCAACGACGGGCCUCGUCGUACCGACGAGCCUCAGCGGGAAAGUGGAGGAAACUGGCGCGACGCUCCACGCCACGCUGAUCGGGAAAACCGUCGCCCAGCUGGUGAGAGGCGCGACCGAGAUGUGCGCGAGACUCGUGGCGAUCAGCGCGGCUCUGCUCCUAAGGAGGCAGCCAGUGGCGGAGGAGGCGGCAACUGGCGUAAUGCGCCUGCGACCCGUGAGGAAAAGCCAGCAGCUAAGCGCGAUCAAGCCCAGGAAAAGGAGAACAAAGCUGGCGAUGAUGGCGAGUGGACCAGCGUUAAGCGUCGUUAAUUAUUAUUUUCAUCAUCGUAUAUACCCAGCAUAAUAUUCUUAAUAAGUUUUUAUUUUAUCCGACUUGUACUUUAUUGGUAUAGAGCUCAGUCGGCCGGUACAUUAUAUCUAUCCAAAGCUUGUGCCAGAUAGUUAAAAUUGAGAUGGUUGUAGGACCGAUACUGAUUGAAGUACUUUCGAAUAAAAUAACUAUGUUCCAACAAA
This is a messenger RNA of Drosophila sechellia, 3854 nucleotides long. RefSeq names its product eukaryotic translation initiation factor 3 subunit a (gene eIF3a). Gene Ontology annotation, cellular component: multi-eIF complex; eukaryotic translation initiation factor 3 complex, eIF3m; eukaryotic translation initiation factor 3 complex, eIF3e. The coding region runs from base 141 to 3650 and encodes 1169 amino acids. The transcript has 4 exons. The record is from RefSeq and is a predicted model, not a curated record. NCBI's taxonomy places the organism in Eukaryota, Metazoa, Arthropoda, Insecta, Diptera, Drosophilidae. Gene Ontology annotation, molecular function: translation initiation factor activity; mRNA binding. Gene Ontology annotation, biological process: formation of cytoplasmic translation initiation complex; translation reinitiation.